AUGACCAUGAGACGCGGGACGAGGGCGCCAUGCGCGCUGCUGCUCUGCGCGGCCGUGCACUUCCAGGGCCCUUCCUGCCUCGCCGGUGGAGGAGGCGGCGGUGCCAGGGGUGGAAGCGUCGAAAGCGGUGGUGGAGGCGGCGGCGGCGGCGGCGUCGGCGCAAGGGGUUCCAGUCGAGGACGAGCAGGACGGCGGCGGCGAGUCGACGACGAGCAGGACCGGCGGUGCGCGAGUUGGGGACGAGCAAGGGACGAGCAGGGGAGGAGCAGAGGAGGAGCAGGACCGGCGGGAGGAGCAGGACCGGCGGGAUCUGGCCGCGCGGGAAUCCCUUCUAAUCCUCCCGCGGCUGGGUCUCGUGGCCGCGCGCGGGCCUCCGCGCCGCCUAGCGCCGCGAUGCUCGACUAUGCCCCUAGUCGCGGCGACGGGCUUCGCCCAGCGACUAGGCGCGCGUAG
Miscanthus lutarioriparius is the source of this 453-nucleotide messenger RNA. The record is from the annotation of a GenBank genome assembly. NCBI's taxonomy places the organism in Eukaryota, Viridiplantae, Streptophyta, Magnoliopsida, Poales, Poaceae.